Molecule: messenger RNA, 2820 nt
Organism: Xylona heveae TC161
Lineage: Eukaryota; Fungi; Ascomycota; Xylonomycetes; Xylonales; Xylonaceae
Exons: 4
Coding region: 175-2529 (784 amino acids)
Cellular component (GO): nucleus
Source: RefSeq, a predicted model, not a curated record
UACAGAGACACGUUACUAGCUCGAAAAUGGUAGCAGCUUGAAGCAUUGUAAACCAUCACCGUACACGAUCGAGUGUUAGGAUUCAAAUCUGCCUUCUAGCCUCUCGCCGGCUUCUGCGGUGAUAUAGUCUAAACAUCUGCGUAGUUGAAAUCGUGUGCCUCAAUUUAAGUUUCAAUGUUUUCAUCCUCAUCUCGACCGCCGAAGCAAAGGCAAACUCGUCUCUCCUUUGCGCAACCUUCGUCCUCACCGACUGCCCGUCUACCUGCCCGUGCAGGAACUUCUCACCAUCCUCCUUCCUCGCCUCUCCCGGCGCGCAAGUCUCUGCGCAGCGGCACGCUUGAUAGAUGGCGUAAUUCAAUUAUGGACAGUCAACGUACUGUGAGACGUGGCCGUGAGAUUGAUGAAAGGGAGGCAUCUCCCAGCCAUACAAAUGAAAUUGAAAUCAAGGAUGAAGAUGAUGAGAUAGUCAGAGGCCCUUCGCUCGAUCUAGACGAAUCUAGUGAUGAGUUGUCCUUGGAGCCUUCGCGAAUGAACGAAAAGAAACGCAGGAGAAUGGCGAGCUCGUCCUCGUCUCCUGAACCAGCGGCUAGGAAACGAUCGAAGUCUACAAUCCACGCAGCUACCAACAAAGAAAUUAAAGAGCAUCGCUCGCCUUUUGGAGCCAUUAAGUCCAAUCGAACCCAUAAGUCUCCAGUCGAUUCGGAUGAUUCAGACAAUUCAAAUUCAGAAAGUUCGCCGUCUGAAGGGUUCCAUUGGUCCGAUGCAAUUGCCUAUUCUCAAACCACUCCCAAGAGAGCCAAUACGAAGACUACGCCCCUGAAACCGCCGCGCAACAGUUUAUCCUUCCUCUCCGGUGGAAGCACUGGAGCUGCUCCACUUUCGCACUCACAGCGGUCAUCCAGACAUACUAAUACGCCUUCCAAGCGAUUGAAGAUUGCAAAGGAAAACAUUCAGACGCCAAAAAUUACCCACGAAGAUGCCGUUACUCCCUCACGCUCAGCGACACGCCGAAUAGUACUAUCCAGCGAUGAUGAUGAUGAAUCAGAAAGCGAAAGGAUCUCCGGAUCCGAACAUACUGGCUCAGAGGGCCUGCGUGAGGAAGCAGGGGAAAUCGAAACAGGCGGAAAGGGCCCGGAUGGAGAGAGUUCUGAAGGAGAGGUGCAGGUCAUAGAAAAUGUUAGAAAGAACGACAGCGAUGCUGAAGGUUCAGAUGCACCCCCGAGUUCUGCUGUUAGGAGAGGGUCAAAACGACGAUUGAUCAAUAGGUCAAAGAAGCAAGUGGUUUCAGAUGAAGAAAACGAUGAAGUCAAUGAUCAGGAAGCUGAGGAUCUCAAAGAAGAUUUGGAAGACUUGCAAGGGAACCGUGUCCAAAGAUCACGAACUCGUGGUCGGGCUCAUCAGUCAUCCACAAAGAGCAAACUUCAACAAACCCUUGAGAAACUCAGACGUCGUCGUGCCGGUGGAAGAUCUGCGUCUGCCCCAGACGAAGCGGAUUACGACUCACAGAGCGAUAAUCCUACAGAAAUCACCAAUCUUCCAGCACACCUACAAGAGGACGAUGACCAAGAAGAUGAUUAUGGUGAUGACCCCAACGGAGAUGCAGAGGAAGAAGAUCAUGCACCGAAGUCUCAUGCCAGGAGCUCUCGCCAUAAAAAGAGAGAAGAUCUCGACACUUAUGAAGAAGAUUUCGUUGUUGACGAUGCUGAUGAUAUGAUCGGUGCUCCAGAGGAUGACGGGACCGGCCUCUACGACAUGCCGAUUGAAUUCACCAGACAUGCGCAUAAAUCACUGAAACAGCACUUCAAAGAUGCUGUCGAAUGGAUGGUACAUAACAGAAUAAAUCCUAGUUUUCCACGAAAAGACGGCAUCUACGAGAUCGCUUUUCGACGACUCAACAACGAGGUGCAAGGCCUAAGCUUGUCCAAGUUCAUAUCGUCCAGUUGGAAAGAGCCCUUUGUCCGCGCCUUGAGUGCUCGUCCACAUUUACUUCAGCUUGAAAUCGAACGCGAGCAGCGCGCAAAUAUGUUUGAGACUAUGAAAUGCGAAGCCUGUAAUAGACGGCACAUUGUCACGUGGCGAGUACAGUUCAAGGGAAAGCCAUAUCAUCUUGACACACUCGAAGAUGUUUCAGAUGGCGAAGACUCGGAUUCAGAAGGCGCAGAAGAAGACGACGAAGAGGACGAAGAGGUACAAGGAACUCACGAUCGCGAGGGAAGAGAGAUUCCUCGCGCAGACCGUUGGUUCUUUCUCGGAAGGUUCUGCAAAGCAAAUGCCGAAUCUGCGCACACGCUAAUCCAUUGGCGCUUUCAUCUGAAUGAGUGGGUUGUCGAUCAUCUCGAGCAAAAAGGGUACAUGGAUCCCGAACAGAUUGUCCAACGAGCAAAAUGGAGUAAUAAUAAGAGGCGCGACCACGCGAAUGAGAUUGUCGACGUCAUGGAGCAGGAAGGUGAGAUUCGCAAUCUCUGGAGAGACUUUAGAGCGAAUUUGGAGGCUGCUCGUGAAGCGAAGACCGAUCCGUACGGCAGAUAACGAUUUAAUCUCAACUCUCUGACUAUUGCCUGUGGCUGGAAUAUUUGGCAUAGCUGCUGGAGCAAUUGAGGGAUUGGAUAUUGGAUGUUUCGCUGUUCUGGAACUUAAGUGAGCACGGACUUGGGAACCAGGAAGGACAUCCCCCUUUUGCUUUGCAAAUUCCCUUUUUCUUUAACUCUUAUAUAGCUGCCCAGCAUCCUUCGUCGACACGGAACGCCUUGGCGAUUCUCUGCUGAAUUCUGAGUAUGCUCGUUCCAAGUGUAUUCACUCUUCAUAGCGUAUUCGAAGCCA